CUUUCUGAUCGACACCAUGGAAUUAGACAUGCUUUCUACGACCUGCCCGAGGAGCUAGGGUGGAAGUGGCGAUGGUGCAUACGACAUUUCAAAAGCAAUUACGGGAAGCACUUUGGUAGAACUUAUGGACAACGUGCAGUUUGGCACGCUGCUAUUGCUUUUCAGACUCGAAAGUUUGUAGACAAAAUGAAGAGCAUAAGGGAGGUCCACUCUGAAGGUGCAGAUUGGCUAGAAACUCAUCCUUAUGAGAGGUGGACGUUACAUCAAGACGAAGGGUAUAGGUAUGGAAUAACAACAACGAACAUGGGUGAGUGCCUCAAUGGUUUGUAUGUUGGUCUUCGUGCAAUGCCUAUCUCAUCUAUAGUCUUGCAUACCUUCUUUCGUACGGUGACAUGGUUCGUUGAACGCUACCAAGCAGCAUAUCAGAUGUUGAAUGCU
Messenger RNA from Linum tenue, 438 nucleotides. NCBI's taxonomy places the organism in Eukaryota, Viridiplantae, Streptophyta, Magnoliopsida, Malpighiales, Linaceae. The record is from the annotation of a GenBank genome assembly.